ACAGGCAAAGGAAUUAGAGGGGGUGCGGGCGCAGAAGAAAGUAGAUUGUGCAGUGAAAUCUGUUGAUGGGUUUCACAGCUACUAUUGGGAAAUAUCAGCUUGGAAGAACCAUUGGUGAAGGUACCUUUGCUAAGGUUAAGCUGGCUCUGGACACAGUUACCAAGCAGCAUGUUGCAGUCAAGAUCAUUGAUAAGCAGAUGGUCAUGGAUAACAAGCUAAUGGAACAGGUAAAGAGAGAGAUUAGUACAAUGAAACUGCUGCAUCACCCCAACAUUGUCCGAAUUUAUGAGGUUACUGCCACCAAGACCAAGAUCUUCAUAAUAAUGGAAUAUGUUUCGGGAGGCCAACUCUCAGACAAGUUGUCAUAUCUCAAAAAAAUCAGUGAAAAGGAAGCUAGGCAAUACUUCCAGCAAUUGAUCGAUGCAGUGGACUAUUGUCAUAGUAGGGGUGUAUAUCACAGAGAUCUGAAGCCUGAAAACCUGCUAUUGGAUGGACAAGGAAAUCUGAAAGUCUCAGACUUUGGACUCAGUGCAUUGCGGAAGCCUGGCGAUUUGCUAUCAACGGCUUGUGGCUCUCCAUGCUAUGUAGCUCCAGAGGUAAUUGCCAACAAGAAGUACAAUGGAGCAACUAUAGAUAUCUGGUCAUGUGGAGUAAUCUUAUUCGAAUUACUUGCUGGUUAUCUACCCUUUGAUGACCGUAACCUGAUGAAUUUGUACCGAAAGAUAUCCAGAGCAGAGUACACAUGUCCAGAGUGGUUUACAGCAAGCCAAAGGAAACUACUUUUCAGAAUACUUGAGCCAAUGCCUAAUAGGCGGAUGACAAUAGCAGAGAUUCUAGAAGAUGAAUGGUUCCAAACAGGUUAUGAGCCUUCUGCAGGAAUUGAAUGUGAAAUCAACUUGGAUGAUGUUAAUGCAGCAUUUGAUGGGAUCGGGGAAAAAAAUGAGACAGGGAUGCCCAAAUCCUCAAGUUUCAUCAAUGCUUUCCAGCUUAUAGCAAUGUCUAGUGACCUUGAUUUGUCAGGUCUCUUUGAAGAGCAGGUUGAAGACAAACAGAGAACAAGGCUUGGUUCCAAACAUUCAAUCAAUGAGACCAUAGAGAAAAUUGAAGUUGCUGCAAAAGAUGCAAGUCUCUCAGUUGAAAGGAUGAACAUGUCAAAGGUGAAAAUUCAUCAGAAACAAAAGCUGACAAGGUGUUCUAGAUCAUAUUUCAACCUAUCAGCUGAGGUGAUCGAAGUGACACCCACACAUUGUGUGAUAGAAAUAUCAAAAUCUGCAGGGGAGCUCGGAGUGUACAAUGAGUUCUGCAAAAGCUUAUCAAGUCUGCUGAUGGAGAACCCCAAUGUUAGAUCAGAAUCAGAUAGGCCCAGUACAGUCAGUGUUGAUGGUAGAGAGAACCAAUGCAGUUCCGAAAGGGAAGAGAGCAAAACGGAUAAAGAACUUUGUGGCUACAAUACCUUCUGACAAACCAGUCUCGCUUUUUAAAAAAUCCUUGCUGUUUGUGAUUCCGGAUUGUUCAUGGAAAACAGAGAUGUAUAGUGAAUUGCGGAACAACCCAUUCUUGAAAUAAGAGCAUUGGAGCAACGAGAGAGA
Telopea speciosissima is the source of this 1589-nucleotide messenger RNA. RefSeq names its product CBL-interacting serine/threonine-protein kinase 21. Gene Ontology annotation, biological process: signal transduction; protein phosphorylation. The transcript is spliced from 14 exons. Bases 66 to 1460 code for a protein of 464 amino acids. The record is from RefSeq and is a predicted model, not a curated record. Gene Ontology annotation, molecular function: ATP binding; protein kinase activity. Lineage: Eukaryota; Viridiplantae; Streptophyta; Magnoliopsida; Proteales; Proteaceae.